Racocetra fulgida is the source of this 219-nucleotide messenger RNA. NCBI's taxonomy places the organism in Eukaryota, Fungi, Glomeromycota, Glomeromycetes, Diversisporales, Gigasporaceae. The record is from the annotation of a GenBank genome assembly.
AAGAUUUACAACAAAACACUGUGUACGCUGAUUACAAAGAGGACGAUCCCGUCAUUAUCAAUUUUUGGAAAGUCGUAUCUGAAUUUUCCGAGGAACAAAAGCAAAAAUUAAUAAAAUUUGUUACAUCUUGUUCUCGACCUCCUCUUCUUGGUUUUAAAGAACUGAACCCAAAGUUUAGUAUACGUAGAGCUGGUACUGGUGCAAGAUUGCCAUCGUCAA